Molecule: messenger RNA, 2552 nt
Organism: Syzygium oleosum
Lineage: Eukaryota; Viridiplantae; Streptophyta; Magnoliopsida; Myrtales; Myrtaceae
Product: protein NRT1/ PTR FAMILY 6.1
Exons: 4
Coding region: 298-2208 (636 amino acids)
Biological process (GO): transmembrane transport; oligopeptide transport
Cellular component (GO): membrane
Molecular function (GO): transmembrane transporter activity
Source: RefSeq, a predicted model, not a curated record
GCUGGGACUACAACAGUCAUUGGUAGAUAUUUAGGCACUGGCUUGGCGUUGCGCUUGCUUUGGUGCACCAAGUGGAAUGACGUAGUUAAGUUCAUCUUCCCAAUAAAAGGGUGUGCGUGAAUCUGUUCGUGCAACGAAAACUUUUGCUCCUCUUUUUUUUCUCCUUUCAGCUGUAGUUGUUGAUCACACGGGUGCUGAUAACGUGAAUCUCUUUAUUUGUUCAGAAAGUGACGAGGUUUCAGGGACGUCGGUAGUUCUUCUUCUUGUUCUUCUUUGUUGUUCAGGGUGUUUCGGAUAAUGGGUACCAGGGAGAUAAAGUCGCCGGAGUGUCUCCCGGAGAGCCAAGCGAGUGCGCAAGCAAGCGCGAGUGUGAACGCGAAUUCCGAGUCGUUUAGGAGGAAGAAGCUGGGCAACUUCUUCAUCGAGUCUGACGACAGGAGGACGGCUUUCGGGCGGGGUUACACCGGCGGCACUACCCCCGUCAAUAUCCACGGGAAGCCGAUUGCCGACCUGUCGAAGACGGGCGGCUGGAUCGCGGCCUUCUUCAUUUUCGGAAAUGAGAUGGCAGAGAGAAUGGCAUAUUUUGGCCUCUCGGUGAACAUGGUGGCUUUCAUGUUUUACGUUAUGCACAAACCCUUUGCCAGUUCAUCGAACGCAGUUAACAAUUUCCUCGGGAUAUCGCAAGCCUCCUCCGUCAUAGGAGGUUUCCUAGCCGAUGCAUACCUAGGCCGAUAUUGGACGAUAGCGCUUUUCACCACGAUUUAUCUUGCGGGCUUGACGGGAAUCACCUUAUGUGCAACCAUGGGCAUAUUCAUGCCGGAACAAGAGGGGUGCGAUAAGCUCGCGCUUCUGUUAGGAAACUGCGAGCCCGCCAAACCCUGGCAGAUGCUUUACCUAUACGCUGUGCUCUACAUAACCGGGCUGGGUGCCGCUGGAAUCAGGCCAUGUGUCUCUUCUUUCGGGGCUGAUCAGUUCGACGAGAGAAGUAAAGACUACAAGUCCCACUUGGAUAGGUUCUUCAACUUCUUUUAUCUCUCUGUCACGGUUGGUGCGAUCGUGGCCUUCACGUUGGUCGUUUAUAUUCAGAUGGAACACGGGUGGGGCUUGGCUUUUGGUUCUCUGGCCAUUGCCAUGGGAAUAUCAAACAUGGUGUUCUUCCUGGGCACGCCUUUGUACCGGCACAGGUUGCCGGGAGGCAGUCCCUUGACGCGGGUCGGCCAAGUUCUCGUUGCUGCUUUCCGGAAGAGGAAAGCCGAAUUCUCGAGCAGUGAAUUCGUGGGCCUCUAUGAAGUUCUGGGGAAACAAUCGGCCAUAAAGGGUAGCGGAAAGAUUGCCCACACAGAUGAAUUCAGAUGCUUGGACAAGGCGGCUCUGCAGCUGAAAGAGGAUGGUCCAGAUCCUAGUCCAUGGAGGCUCUGCACCGUGACCCAAGUCGAGGAAGUGAAGAUCCUCAUCAAGCUCAUCCCAAUCCCAGCCUGCACAAUCAUGCUCAGCUUGGUCUUGACCGAGUACCUGACCCUCUCGGUCCAACAGGCCUUCACGAUGAACACCCACAUGGGCCAUCUCAAGCUCCCCGUGACCUGCAUGCCCGUCUUCCCAGGCCUCAGUAUAUUCCUCUUACUCUCUCUGUACUAUUCCCUGUUCGUCCCUCUGUGCAGACGCGUCACGGGCCAUCCGCUGGGCGCUUCUCAGCUCCAGAGGGUAGGGAUCGGGCUGGCGGUCUCAAUCCUGUCCGUGGCGUGGGCUGGGCUUUUAGAGAGGUUCAGGAGGAAUUACGCCAUCGAGCAUGGCUACGAGGCUAGCUUCCUGAGCCCGAUGCCGAACCUGAGUGCGUACUGGCUGUUGAUUCAGUACUGCCUGAUCGGGAUAGCCGAAGUGUUCUGUAUUGUGGGGUUGUUGGAGUUUCUAUACGAGGAGGCACCGGAUGCAAUGAAAAGCAUAGGGUCUGCUUAUGCCGCUCUGGCCGGUGGAUUAGGUUGCUUCGCAGCCUCUAUACUGAACAACAUCGUGAAAUCGGUCACAGGUAACGAGAAGGAAAGGCGACUGUCGUGGCUUUCCCAAAAUAUCAACACUGGUAGAUUCGAUUACUUCUACUGGCUGCUCACCGUUUUGAGCUUGAUCAAUUUCGGCGUUUUCUUGUACUUGGCGCGGAGGUAUAAGUACAGGGCAGGGCACAAGGCUGAGACCAGGGAACCGGUUAAAAUAUAGAUCAAGAGACACUAGACAGGACAGGAAGCCGAUGCUAUAGACCGGAGCGAUGCAAGCUUCGCGGCGACGCAGAGGAUGCAUCGAUUGGUGGCCGCAUUUUAUCUUUAAUAUAUGACUUAGGGUUUGAGUUUCUCUUUGUUCUGUUCACUCUAGUGUAGAUCAUUGGGGUUUUAGGUGUCAAGGAUUUUUAUCAUCCGCGGAUCAAUUACAAAUGCCACAUACAGAUUUUUUCUCACAAGGUUAAGCUUGUGUUAGAAAGUUGUAGCGUCCCGAGUGUAAAAGAAAGAUUUCAUGUUCUGCAAGAACAAUGUAUUGCAACUCUAUGUAUGUGUUGGUGGUGUCAA